Molecule: messenger RNA, 1649 nt
Organism: Ectocarpus sp. CCAP 1310/34
Lineage: Eukaryota; Phaeophyceae; Ectocarpales; Ectocarpaceae
Source: the annotation of a GenBank genome assembly
GCAAGAUGCAACCUCACACCGCCCACCAGUACCCGCUACACAGAACGGAUGGUGUCCGUCUCUCGACCUCUGCUGGCUUUCGCUGCUGCAAGGGCACAAGGGCGUCUUUUUUCCUUCGGGACGGCACGACAUUGCGCUGGCUUCAGCGGUCCGGUUGGGGAGGGCAAGCCGCAGCAUGACUUCAAAGUGUUGAACCGUGACUUGGCGUAUGCGGGAUGGCGGAAGAUUGUGAAGAAGACGGUUCGUGUCGAGGACGAGAAAGACUACGUGUUCGAUGUCGUCCAUCAGGAGGAACCAUCGGUGGCAGUUCUUGUUUGGCACACCCAAACCAAUACUUUGACGCUGAUCAAGGAAUUCGCUCCCGGGCGUGAGGAGGUGGCGCACGGGGUUGUGGCUGGCAUGUACGAGAAGAACAAGCAUGACUCCCCCCUCCAGGCGGCCAAGUAUGAGCUUGAAGAGGAGGCUCAUCUGCUGGGUGGAACAUGGCACACGCUCUGUGAAGAUGAUGAAACCACGGUAAACGCUGACAAAUACAGCUCCAACGAGUUCUACUGUUGGCUGGUCGUCGAUCCUUACGUGACUCCGACUCCGAAGCCCAUGGAUGACGAGGAGUUUAUCGAGAUCAGGAGAGGCGUAUCCAUGCAAGAGUGCAUGAGAAUGGUAGGAAGGGGUGAACUUUCGAUUGUGUCGAGUUUUGUUGUUCUUAUGGGCGCCCGAAAAUUGCGGCAACUAGGUCUGCUGGAGGGCGAUUUCUAGUCUAGUGACCAAUAGUCUAUCAUGCUGUUUGAGAGCGGACGGCGGCUUCGAAGAAGUAGACAGACAGCGCACUCCGGAGUUGUACAUAAACGAGCUCACAAUCCCCCAACGCGGACCGCGCUGGAGACGGAUCUCACAACUUUCACCAGACCGUGGUUCCAUAUGGUGGCGUACUCCACAACUUGUUGCAAAUUUUGAUUGUGAACGGACAAAGUCAGCAGGUUCAACGCAGUUGGGUGUCCGAAGCGUUUGACCUGUUGAGCGGUCAAUUCAUGCUUCUUGCUCCCUACGCAGCGGCCUGAGUGCACCCCUGAAUUCUUGGCAAGAGAAGAAGGGGGUUGCGGGCUGCGCCUUUUGCGCGCGCCCGCCCCCUUCCACGUCUCAUGGGCUGGUUGUUCUCUUGUUGAUGGUAUGAUUUUUCCCGUCUGGGUAGGGCUGUCUGGAGGCUAGGCUCAGCCUCCGUAGGUUGUCAUCCCGACGUUGAUUGCUGUGUAGCGCUACUACUGUAGGAAGGGAAGACGUCUGAAGUAUUUCCUGAAGUUUGAUUUGAGAAAUUUACUCUGGUUUGCAGAGAGUGUUUUUGUUUCAUCCUUCCUUGCCCUUGCGUGCUGUUAGGUUAGCCUCCAUACACUGUUCAUAGGCAUAUGGAUGUUAGUUUUAGUUCCCUCGCAAGUAUUAAGUAUUGUGAUUUGCUCGUCUUGGGGCGAUUCCAAUUUUGGCUACCGCUCUUUGAGAAGCUCGAGCAGCGGCGCCGGAGCCUGCCACACGUGGGUACCGUAAUGGUGGUGGGGGGUUGAACCGAGGGCAAGAGAAAGGAAGAAGGUCGCUCGACACAACCGGAAUGACCACGCAAAUGCAGCCUCAACCCCAUUUUUGACAGAAAUCGCGACACG